Messenger RNA from Colletotrichum destructivum, 1005 nucleotides. Its product is annotated as Putative metallo-beta-lactamase, ribonuclease Z/Hydroxyacylglutathione hydrolase. Lineage: Eukaryota; Fungi; Ascomycota; Sordariomycetes; Glomerellales; Glomerellaceae. The transcript is spliced from 3 exons. Bases 1 to 1005 code for a protein of 334 amino acids. The record is from RefSeq and is a predicted model, not a curated record.
AUGUUGCUCGCUAUCGUGCUCAGCUGCUCUGCUCUGACGAUUGCUUGUGGACUUUCUGGGUCGCACAUUUCGAGCGACACUACAGGUGUCAAGAAAAGAGCCAGAGGAGGAGAUCCGCUACAAAGCCUCAGGAUCUUGAAUCCCUACCCAGGCAUAUUUGCGUACUAUGACGGUCGCACAGGAGAGCGAUUCCAUUCGGAUCAGCCCAACUGGCUCGACGAUGGAGCUUUCACUCUCGGUGUCUCGACGUACUCAAUCAUUGAUGGAAAUGAGGCUAUCAUCUUUGACUCUCACAUCACACCGGAUCAUGCUGGCGCCGUAAUGCGCCAUGUCCAGAGCCAGGGAGUCGUCAAGAUGUCUUUGGUAAUCAGCCACUUCCACAAUGACCACAUUGCGGGAACCGAUGUUUUCGCUAAAGGAGGCGCCACGAUCGUGGGAAACGACAAGACGGCACAGACGGUGGAGAAGAAUACGCAGAGUCUUGCUGCCGAUGACCCUCCAAUUCAGGCCGUUCCUCCAACCGAUCUCUACACCGGCACAAGGGCUAUGAAAGUUGGAAACCUGAGCAUCGAACUACACAACUUUCAAAUCCACACCCCUGAUGGAACUGUACUGUGGAUUCCUUCGAAGCAGCUGUUGUUCGCUGGUGACACUCUUGAAGACACGGCAACUUUCAUCGCUGACGCCAGAAGCCUGCCCACACAUCAGAAAGAGCUUCAACGCAUGACGACGUUUCCUAUUUCAAAGAUUUUACCGGCUCAUGGGGAACCCAACCGGAUUGCUACGGGUGGCUACAACGCAACAUUCAUAAACGCCACACUGCGGUAUAUCGAGGCCAUGACAGAAGAUGUGCCUCAGCCAGCUGCCUGGACUCAGCCUCUUUCUCAAGUUGUUGCAGCUGAUGUAGCCAGCGGCGAACUGAUAUACUUCAGUCAGUACGAGGAGGUGCACAAAAGCAACGCAAACUCGAUUCAAAGGACUCGGGGAAGAGGGAACAGGGACUGA